GAGCCCAGCCCCCGGCUCCUCCCACUGCUCCCCUCCAGCCAUUGGCACCCCGGCGCUGGGAGCCCGCCCACUCGGAGGGGAGAGCCCCCAUUGGGCGCGGGCGCCGUCCGUCCCCUCCCGCUCCGCCCCUUUCGAACCUUACAUUUACAGUGUAGCAAAAGAGAAAGUAACUCUGUUGCAGCGGGAGAUCAAUGAAGCCGAGUGAAUGGGGGUUUAACGUGUAACUCCGUAGGCACAGACGGGCGCCGGAUGCUGAAGGGGAAUACUUAUUUUUGAAACAGAUCUUGAGUUCUUCUUGACUUGCCAAUUCUCAGCCUCCUCAUGCCUCCAUCUCCUUUAGACGACAGGGUAGUAGUGGCACUUUCAAGGCCAGUAAGACCUCAGGAUCUCAGCCUUUGUUUAGACUCUAGCUACCUUGAAUCUGCUUCUUCUGCCAGUGAGAAUCACACAAGUCUCCUUGGCACAGCUGUUGUGUCCCUAAAGGCUGCUAAUCUCACGUAUAUGCCCUCAUCCAACGGCUCUGCACGCUCCCUAAGUUGUGGAUGCAGCAGCGCCAGUUGCUGCACUGUGGCAACUUACGACAAGGACAAUCAGGCCCAAACUCAAGCAAGCACCAGCAGCACUACCAACGUAGGAACCUCUACCACCUGCCCUGCUAACCAAAUGGUCAACAACAAUGAGAACACGGGCACAGUGAGUCCAUCGGGUGGAGUGGGGAGCCCGGCCUCAGGCACAACCAAGCAACUAGCUAGCAUAAAAAUAAUCUACCCUAAUGACUUGGCUAAAAAGAUGACCAAAUGCAACAAGAGCCACCAACAGAACCAAGGGCCUGUCAUCAUUGACUGCAGGCCAUUCAUGGAGUACAAUAAGAGUCAUAUUCAAGGGGCUGUUCACAUUAACUGUUCUGACAAGAUCAGCAGGAGAAGGCUCCAGCAGGGCAAGAUCACUGUCUUGGACUUGAUCUCCUGCCGGGAAGGCAAGGACUCCUUCAAGAGGAUCUUUUCCAAAGAAAUUAUAGUUUAUGAUGAGAAUACCAAUGAGCCAAGCCGAGUAAUGCCUUCCCAGCCACUCCACGUAGUGCUGGAGUCACUCAAGCGAGAAGGCAAGGAACCUCUAGUUCUGAAAGGUGGACUCAGCAGUUUUAAACAGAACCAUGAAAACCUCUGUGAUAACUCCCUCCAACUUCAGGAAUGCCCAGAAGGCGGAGGAGGUGCAUCUGCAGUGCCGGCCACACUACCUCAGUCCAUCCCCACCACUCCAGACAUAGAGAAUGCUGAGCUGACCCCCAUCUUGCCAUUCCUCUUCCUUGGAAAUGAGCACGAUGCUCAGGACUUGGAGAAGAUGCAGAGGAUGAACAUUGGAUACGUAAUCAACGUGACCACCCACCUCCCCCUCUACCAUUAUGAGAAAGGCUUGUUCAACUACAAGCGGCUCCCUGCCACUGACAGCAACAAGCAGAAUCUCAGGCAGUACUUCGAAGAGGCUUUUGAAUUUAUUGAGGAAGCUCACCAGUGUGGAAAAGGCCUCCUUAUUCACUGCCAGGCCGGUGUGUCGCGCUCUGCCACCAUCGUCAUCGCUUACUUAAUGAAGCACACGCGGAUGACCAUGACGGAUGCUUAUAAAUUUGUCAAAGGCAAACGACCAAUCAUUUCUCCUAAUCUUAACUUUAUGGGGCAGUUACUGGAGUUUGAAGAAGAUCUAAAUAAUGGCGUUACACCACGAAUUCUCACACCAAAGCUGAUUGGGGUGGAGACUGUAGUGUGAUAGUGAAGCUAAGAAGUAGCAUAUAAUGAAGGGUUUAUCAUAUUCUUCACUUGAUAUGGGGGGAGGGGAAGGGUUGUGCUUUUAUUUUUAUUUUUCCUCGCAAACUCGGUGACAAAACCCUCCUUUUUUUGGUAAGGAAAUGUUUUUAAAACAAAUCCAAGAACUUCACUACGUUUGAUGGAAUGCCACUGAAAUUCCCUUCCUAGAAACUGACAAAGCAGGGAGGCUUCCAAACAAAAUGAGUAAUUUUUAAAAGCAACACAAGGGGGGGGGAAACCUGUGCUUCUUUGUUUAUUUUAUUAUUUUUUUUAGCCACUGGUAGAGUUUAUGGCUAAGUAGUCUGUGCAGGUUCAUAGACCGAAGAAAACGAUGUUUAAAACAACACACAAACAGCCAAAACAAAGCAGAAAAGACUUUCGGAAGCGUAUGGGCCUUGAUUCUGCAAAGGCUUUGCUAAAGAUAAAGCAAAAUGCUCACUGGUGCAAAAGAAAUCAGAGCAGCUUAGAACGUCUGCAAGGCACUUUUCACACUCCUGAUAGAAACUAAAGAGAAAAAAACAUUUAUUUGGUGUGUUUCAUGUUCUGGUUCUAUUUUUCUAUUUUUGGGUGUAAAGAGGUUUUAACAGCAAGGGACUUUGACCAUUCUAUGCCAUAUGCCUUCACUGGCUUCUUGUGCAAUAAUAAUAAUUUGGGGUUUAUUUUGAGUGUGCAAACUGAUUACAGCUGACUGCCCAAUAAUAAUAAAAAAAUAAUUUUUAAAGUGUGACAGCAGCCGGCUUGGUUUAGAAGGAAUAAACAAAAGCAAUUAUAUUUUUCCUUUUUAUUUGUUUCCUUUGAUUCUGGUUACAGUGCCAUAAACCUUGUUACAUAUGUAUAUCAGAAUGUAAAAAAUUAAGAACAAGCAAAAUUUAUUUAAGAUAUUUUUCGCACAAAAUAUUGGUGUGUUUCUGUCCUAUGUAAAAAAAAAAUUUGAUUAUAAAAAUGAAAAAUUCUU
Messenger RNA from Mauremys reevesii (Reeves's turtle), 2757 nucleotides. RefSeq names its product dual specificity phosphatase 10 (gene DUSP10). Gene Ontology annotation, biological process: negative regulation of JUN kinase activity; protein dephosphorylation. The transcript has 4 exons. The record is from RefSeq and is a predicted model, not a curated record. Lineage: Eukaryota; Metazoa; Chordata; Testudines; Geoemydidae. The coding region runs from base 322 to 1764 and encodes 480 amino acids. Gene Ontology annotation, molecular function: MAP kinase tyrosine/serine/threonine phosphatase activity; protein tyrosine/threonine phosphatase activity. Gene Ontology annotation, cellular component: cytoplasm; cytosol.